GCGGUCUUAGGCUUUGCCUUCAAGAAGAAUACGGGUGACACUCGCGAGUCGCCCGCCAUUUUGGUCUGCAAGUACCUCCUCGAAGAAGGCGCCAAACUAUGCAUAUAUGACCCAAAAGUGCCCAAACAACAGAUUUACACUGAUUUAAGAUCUGCCGACAGACUCGACGACGAGAGACUCAUCGAAGUGGUCGACAGUCCAUACAAAGCCACGGAAGGCGCUCACGCCAUGGUUUUCUGUACCGAAUGGGACGAGUUCUUGAAAUUGGAUUUCAAGCGAAUGUAUGACCAGAUGCUGAAACCGGCCUUUGUUUUCGACGGCCGGAAGAUCGUGAACGUCGAGGAACUCCAAUCAAUCGGCUUUCACGUGGAGACCAUAGGCAGAAGGACUUCCAAACCGUUUAAGACUAGGAUCAAUCGAUACAUAUCUCACGAUUAAUUACUAUUUAUCACCUUUUAAGCUGAAACUAAUAAUUUAUUUUUCAAUUUCGAGUUUUAAUUUUAUAUACAUUUUUAUAAUUUUAUUAUUUCUAAUUGCAUUUAUCGUAUGUUUUAAUUUGCGGU
Molecule: messenger RNA, 563 nt
Organism: Oppiella nova
Lineage: Eukaryota; Metazoa; Arthropoda; Arachnida; Sarcoptiformes; Oppiidae
Source: the annotation of a GenBank genome assembly